This is a messenger RNA of Mobula hypostoma (lesser devil ray), 5029 nucleotides long. Its product is annotated as ankyrin repeat and SOCS box protein 13-like. Gene Ontology annotation, biological process: positive regulation of protein catabolic process; intracellular signal transduction; protein ubiquitination. The transcript has 6 exons. The coding region runs from base 468 to 1322 and encodes 284 amino acids. Gene Ontology annotation, molecular function: protein binding. The record is from RefSeq and is a predicted model, not a curated record. NCBI's taxonomy places the organism in Eukaryota, Metazoa, Chordata, Chondrichthyes, Myliobatiformes, Myliobatidae.
GUAACUAAAAUGGACGGCGACAAUUAGUUUUAGUACAACGUCUUCCGGCUCGGGGUGACGAAAGGGCCGAUUGAGGAAGAACACGCUGAGGCCUGCCUUGGCAUUCUUUCGUCACCUCCGGCGACUCUCGACAGGCGCUCCGUGGUUUCGCCGCAGGGAGGAGGAUCUUUAGCAGUAGAUUAUUUUAGCUGUGAAUGUAAACCCGGCCUCCUUUACUAACGCCAGCGUGAAAACUUGUUGACGGCCAUUUUCUUCACUUCCGCGGGUCGAUUUCGCCGUCCACGCAUGCGCGGCCCGGAGCGCCGGCUGUUUAUUCCUCUGCAGAGACGCCGCUUGGCCCGCUGAGUCCCCCCGGCAUCUCGUCUGCGUGUGGCGCCGGAUUUCCAGCGGCUCCCGAAGCGCGUGUGUUUGGAGCGGAGCCGGUGGUGCCCAGGUCAGGUGACGGGCAUCCGCCGAUGUGAGUGACCAUGGACGAUGAAGCUGACAGUAGCGGCGAUGUCCUGCUGCAGAGGGGCAUAGGAGACAUCAGUUUCUGGGCUGACCGUACACCAAUACAUGAAGCAGUUAAAGAAGGCCACGUGUUUAAGCUGAAGCAAUUAAUUGAAAGUGGGGCCUGUGUGAAUGUGGUUACUGUGGACUCCAUAACCCCACUGCAUGAGGCAAGCCUCCGGGGUCAACUUCAAUGUCUACAGUUGCUGCUUGCUGCUGGAGCAGAGAUCGAAGCCAGAAACAUUGAUGGGAGUACUCCACUUUGUGAUGCCUGUGCUGGUGGUAACACUGAAUGUGUCAAGAUGCUGUUGACCUACGGAGCAAAUGUAAAUCCACUUAAUUUCACCGCAUCACCAUUGCAUGAGGCCUGUAUGAUUGGUAGUGCAGAAUGUAUGAGGCUGCUCAUUGACGUAGGUGCAAACCUAGAGGCUUAUGACUGCCACUUUGGAACCCCAUUACAUGUGGCUUGCGCUGUGCCACACAUUGAUUGUGCAAAGCUUUUGCUUAAUGCAGGGGCAAAUGUGAAUGGUGCUAAACUCCAUGAAACUGCUCUUCAUCUUGCUGCCAAGAUAAAGAAUGCGGAGUUGAUUAAAAUGCUCAUCGACUAUGGAGCCAAUGUAUAUGCACAAGACAAUCGAGGGCGGAUACCUUUGGAGUACACUUAUUCCGGAUCCCCAUCAGCAGAGUGCCUCAAGUAUUACCAGAGUACACCAAUGAGCUUGGCACAUCACUGCAGACUGACCCUGAGGAAGAGUCUUGGUCCUCGAAGGUUGCAAGAUAUCCACCAGCUAAACAUUGCCCCAAGACUCAUCGACUACCUUUGCUACAACUGAAUACAAAAUAUUAAGACAUCUCAAAAAAAAAAUGGACAAACACUAUUGAGAAUUAAAUGUCACUUCGGUACUUGCUUUGUUUGGAAAGACAUUGAAUGCUUGUGGAAGUAUCCAAAGUUCUGGGCAAAGAAUGAGACCAUUUGGUCCAUCCUGUUCGUGUCAGUUGUAUGAAGGAUCUCCCACUGAGCUGCUUACAGGAUGCACUGAGCUGAUUAGAGAUCUCUUAUCUCCUUCCAACACCACUUCACAUCUGUCUCCACGUACCAGCACCUCAAGAGUUAAAAUGUUAUUACUGUUUUAUGUUGCUGAGAGUUUUCCAGGCAGCAGAAGAAAGUAUCUUAACCUCUGGCAGGUUAAUAUAUUUAAAUCUGGCAUCUAUAAUUUAAGAAUUUUAAAAACUUGUCACCAUUGAAGUCUGUGUGCACUUUUUGCUCUCUUGACAGUAUGGAGUCUGUCAAAUAAACUGGGGCCUGGGAAUGCUCACUGCAGACAAUAUAUAAACAGAGUUUUCUUAAGUAAUAGCAAAGCAAACAAAGUCUAUUUAGGGAAUCUAUUUAUAAAGAGUCUGAUGCAUUCUGAGUCUGUAACUUGCCCUGCUUAAGUACAUAGUGAUCCUUCUCUGGCAAAUUACAGUGAGUGGUACUCCUAGGCACUCUGAAAUGAAUGUAGAACUGUACAGCAGAGUUACAUGCUCUUCAAAGUCAAAGUAAAUUAAUUAUCAAAGUACAUAUAUAUGUCACCUUAUACUACCUUGAAAUUCAUUUCCUUGCAGGCAUUUACAGGAAAUAUAAAGAAAUACAAUUGAAAUCUAUGAAAAUACGUACUUAAAGACAAAAGAAGACAAAUAGUGAAAAUAUUAAAAAAUACGGAGAACAUGAGUUGUAAAAGAGUCUUUGAAAUUGAAUCUGUAGGUCGUAGAAUCAGUUUGGAGUUGUGAGUGAAGUUGACCACGCUGAUGUUGUAGGGUAAAAACCGUUCCUGAAUCUGGUGGUGUGGGACCUAAGGAUUCUGUACCUCCUGCCUGAUGGUAGUAGUGAGAAGAGAGCAUGGCCUGGAUGACAGUGGUCUUUGACGAUGGAUGCUGCUUUUCUUGUGGCAGCGCUCUCUGUAAAUGUACUCAGUGGUGGGGAGGGAUGUAUUGGAUUGGGUUGUAGCCGCCCACCUUAUCUGUGUUAACCAUGUAUCCCAUCUGCCUGCAUGUGAUCUCUGUCCCUCAGUUCUCCUGUCUGUUCAUGUGUCUGAAAGUCUCUUAAGCGUUGCCAUCGUAUCUGCUUCCACCACCUCCCUUGCCAGUAUGUUCCAGGCACCUACCACUCCUGUAAAAAGGUUUGCCUCGUAUAUCUCCUUUAACCUUCCCCCCCUUCCUUUAAGACUGUGUAUGCCCGGUAGUAUUUGACAUUUCCACCCCGCGAGAAAGAUUCUAUCUACUCUGCCUAUCCCUCUCACAAUUUUGUAAACAAAUAUCAGGUUGCCCCUGAGUUUCCAGUGCUCCAGAGAAAACAAUUCAUGUUUUCCCAACCUUUCUAAUCGAGGCAACACCCUGAUGAACCUCCUCUGCACCCUCUUCAAAGUCUCCACAUUCUUCCUGUAAUGCAAUCAUCAGAACUGCUCCAAAUGCAGCCAAGGCAAAGUUAUACAACUACAACAUGACCCAGCUUAUAUACUCAACUCCCUGACCACUGAAAGCAAGCUUGGUGUAUGACUUCUCUACCAGCCUAUCAAGGAUCUCUGUGGAACACCACUGCUCACAAAGCUCCUGGGUGUUGACAUCUCAGAAGACCAAGACCUAUUCUGAACCCAGCAUAUUGAUGCAAUUAUGAAGAGGGCACACCAGCAGCUAUAUUUCAUUAGGAGUUUGAAGAGAUUUGGUAUGUCACCAAAGACCCUAGCAAGUUUUUGCAGAUGUUCCGUGGAGAGCACUUGAACUGGUUGCAUCACCAUCUGGCACGGAGGGGCCACUGCACAGGAUUGAAAAAAUCUGCAUAAGGAUUUAAACUCAACCGGGUCCAUCAUGGACACUAACUUCCCCACCAUUGAGAACAUCAUCAAAGGGCAAUGCCACAUAAAGGCAGCAUCCGUCAUUAAGGAUCCCUACCAUCCAGGAUGUGUCCUUUUCUCACUGCUACCAUUAGAGAAGAGGUACCGAAGCCUGAAGACACAGCUCAAUGUUUUAAGAACAGCUUCUCCCCCUUCGUCAUGAUAUUUCUGAAUGCACAAUGAACCCAUGAACACUACCUCACUAUUUUUGGUCUCUUUGUAUUAUUUAGUAAUUUAUGUUUAAGUUGUAUUUAUUUAUUACAGGUAAUAGUAUAUUAUAUGUAUUGCACUGUACCGCUACCACAGAACAAAUUUUGCGACAUAUAUCAAUGAAAAUAAACUUGAUACUGGUUCUAAUUCAAUCAGAAUAAUAACCCUCCAUCACUUCCUUCUGUCUUCUAUGGCCAAACCAAUUUUGAAUCCAGUCUACCAAGUCACACAUUUGCCCUUUGAAAGUAAGGACAGUGUGUGACAAGAAGGGAAACAUUUGAACAAUGGUGAUCUCACACCAGCUGAGGUGUUAAAAUCUGAGAGGCUGGGAAAUUUGAUUAGAGCUGCUAUGGUAUUCCUUGUAUAAUUCCAAGCAGCUCCUUUUUGGGGAACUCUCUGCUGGAAGAUGCUCACUUGAGGGCAGAAGAAACAUUACAAAGACACACUAAAGGCCUCCCUAAAGUCAUUUGACAUAGACACGACCUCUUGGGAAACGCUGGCACAAAAACGCCCUACCUGGCGCGGCCUCACCCACAAGGGCUGUCAAGCUUACGAAGCAAAGCGCAUUGCUGAAGCAGAAUGUAAGCACGAGCUGCACAAGUCCAGAGCCACCAGCGCGACAACUGCAGUGCCCACACAGGUCUGCCCAACGUGUACCAGGAUAUUCCGUGCCCGAAUUGGCCUGACCAGUCAUCUUCGGACACACCGCAUCCAGUCUCAAAGUGACUAAUGGUGUCGAGGUCUUCAUCGGCGACGAUGGACGAACCACAAUAAUUCCCAAACCGGACCCUUUUUGUCCAUAAGACAUAGCAGCAGAAUUAGGCCAUUCGGCCCAUCAAGACUGAUUUAAUUUCCCUCUCAACAACUCCUGCUAUCUCUGAACAACCUUUCACACCCUUUCUAGUUAAUUACCUAUCAACCUCCACUUUAAAUAUUUUCACUGACUUGGCCUCCUCAGACUGGCAAUACCUUCCACAGAUUCCCCACACUCUGGUUAAAGAAAUUCCUCCUCUGUUCUAAAGGGACAUCCUUCUACUCUGAGGCUGUGCCCUUUGGUCUGAGACUCUCCCACUAUUGGAAAUGUCCUCUACAUGUCCACUCUGAUUAGGCCUUUCAAUAUUCAGUAUGUAAGUUCCUUGCAAACAACCCUGGGUGCAUCCUUCAGCAAUGAAAUGAUAGUUUAAUUGAAGUGAUUAAUAAAUUAGUUGGGUAGCAGAAGAUAUCCAGGUUGGCGAUGGAGUUGCACAAGCUGUAGUAUCACUGCAUGGAUCUUAGAAUGGUGUAUUUGCUGCAUGGAUCUUAGAAUGAUCUACUUAGUAAGGUAGCAGAGUCUUGUAUCCACAGCUGAUUACUGGGAUAGUGUUACAAAAGGAAGGAGAUUAGAUAUGAUGCAAGUCAUCUUUGGGUUUUUUUGUUGAAAUUGGAAGUGUUCAGGAUGCCUGUUGACUGUGGCUAGCCAA